Colletotrichum siamense is the source of this 2916-nucleotide messenger RNA. RefSeq lists its product as uncharacterized. Bases 1 to 2916 code for a protein of 971 amino acids. Lineage: Eukaryota; Fungi; Ascomycota; Sordariomycetes; Glomerellales; Glomerellaceae. The record is from RefSeq and is a predicted model, not a curated record. The transcript has a single exon.
AUGCCACCUCAAAUCAGUCGUGAGACUGCUGCUCGGCAGCCCCCUCCCGAAAACUCCUACCUUGCCUAUAAACGCGACACAAGACAUCUCCUCUACUGGGUGAUCAAUACUUCCAACUCCAUUGUCAAGAGAUACCCGACUUCUCAGGAUGAGGUGCCCUUGUCGGUCAGGGUCGACGUCAAUACCUCUGGCCAAACGACGGUCGCGGAACUUGUCGCGAUGGGCCAACUGAUCGCUCGACACAUGCGCAAAGUACCACAAGGCAUCGUGCACCUACUUCGGUCCGUCAUCUCAGCUCGAUCUCUGCAUUAUGAACAAUUUCAGAUGUUUGCCAGUGCCUAUCCAGAUGCCGACCUCGUGAAGAGCAACUCUUCCCACAAGCACUUCAUCGAUGCUCUCACCGAUAUCCUCAAGGAAUUCGGUGGCACCAUUCAGCCAGACACCGAAGCAACCGAAAGCUUCGACGUAUGCCAACAGGAUGUCGAAGAGAUGCUUUUUUCCAAUCGGUUCUCUGUUUUGAGCAUCAACAGAGUCGACGGCGACAUGGAGUCUGACGAAGAUUCGGCCGACGAGUCACGCCCGCCAGCUCAUCAGCAGGCCGCAAAGAAGAUUCGCAAGGGCAAGAAGAAGCAAUCAAAGAAGUCGAACCGCAAAGGUGGUCCUCGGACGGCUUCGGACUCGGGUCUGGAGAACGUCCCUAUGGAGAGCUACCGACUUCUAGAGGGCGAUGACUGUCUUCUGUACAUCAUGGCAGUAUUUUCACUUCGACACCAGUGGUUACAUCUGAGACGCCAGAUCAGAGAGGCUUGGAAUGAAGUCGCUUACGAAGACUUGAACAGCGCCGUUGCUGUCGGACUGUCCAAGAUCGCAGUUGUCCUUGUGCAAAAGACGGCUUUGGAGAUCUUCGUCGAGUUUCCAGGCAGAGAUUCAUUCGAAACGAUUAUCGACUGCGUCAAUCGCAAUGUCAUCGGCGGAAGAGACCUCAAUCUAAUCUAUUGCGAUGAAGGAUCAGUUGAUGCUCAAGAGUUGAACAUGAGCUACGCCUACCGAGACCUUGUGUCUUUCAUCGAAGACUUCCGCAAGGCGGGUCGAACAGGAAAGCCAACGAAAGCGUUGCAAGUCCAGCUUUAUUGGAACCCAGAAUUCGAUAUCCUGAGCGCCACCGACGAGGAGAGAAUCUGUUGGCGUCGUGCUUACACCAUCAACUGGCUCUAUGAUCUUGUCAAUGUCUACUCUGCACCGUACUUUGAGCAUGGCAUAGCGCACCGCGACCGCAAAAAGGGUAAACUCGAAAAUGUGGACUGGAAAGUGAAGGGCCCUUGGGAAGAUCAUCGAUGUCUGUUCGGUUUGGACGACUUUGCCGCCGUCAUAACCUCUCUUGCCAUGCAAAAGCCCGGAGCAGAAGUCGCCAGAAAAGUCUUGCCGCACCAUGUUUUCCAACUGCAGUGCAUCUUGGACUCCAUGACCGAGUCCAAGGGAUGGUCCUUUGAAGGGGUCGGGGAGACACACUCUCUUACGGCGGCCGCCGAGAAUUUCAGCCCAAAUCGGGACCUCCAAAUGUUCCUUUUUGCUACCCCCGACAGUAACCGGUAUGGAUAUUUUAAGUGUCUCCGUCUGAUAGUCGAUUAUCUCCUCUGCGAUACCUACGAACACGGUUGGGAUAACCGUCAUUACCUCAAGACCCAUACGUUGUCUAACCUUGAAAAGGACCUACGCAAGCAUCUUGGUAGGUCUCCGCUUGCGGAUACUCAGUCAGCAAGCCCAGGAUCCCGGUUCGCAGCCACCAAUGCCAACGGCCUCUGGGAAUACUCGCCCUAUCUGUGCGGAGAGGGCCUCGCCGAAGCUCUCCAACUUGCAUACCUGGCUAGUAUGUGGAUUUGGGAUAAUGUCGGCGAGUUGACUAUGAUGGUUCAUUUGUACAACAUGCUGGUGCAGAAGGGUUACAUGGCCGUCCGGAUUCCGCUAUACGAGGUAUUCCUCGACCAUUUCAAGGAUGCUGUGUUUGCCAAAGGCAUUGUACCCACGUCUAGGUUCUCAGAGAGUCUCUUGAACCGAAUGGGAAGGCAUAACGUGGAACUUUGCCGGAUCAAGCGCACGGAAAAGAUCAUACCCCCGAAAGACUGCAAUGUCUACAGAGUCGAUCGGUGGUUUCACGAAAAGAACAAUUUCUACAAACGGAAGUCGCUGCUACUACUUCUUGCUGACGCAGACUGGAAUCCGAGUCGCAUCCCCGAUACCGAAAUUGCCCUUGGUUCACAUCUUGCGUACUACCGAUUGCAGAAGGCCAGAAAGGUUAUCGACCCCGAAACUGGCAAUACACAACUUGAGGGGACCGUGCUUGUGCAAAGGCAUGUAGAGGGAGGUUUCGACAAAGGCGAGCUACUUGUACGCAUGUCAAAGAUUCAACACACUCUUGACGUUAUCCACGCCGCGAUCGAGAGCAAGAGUAAUGCGUGGUUCAUAACACCCAGGGAACACUCGGAACUUACCGGUUUGCUGGGCCCAGCCAAAGAAGAUCUUAUCAACGACAUCUGCGGCUCUUUCCCUCUUUCCGGAAUGGACUUCAUGCAAAUGGGCAUUUUCAUUGGCACGACAAUAUGUCACUUCGAAAAGGUUUUGGAACAGCAUGGCAACAAGUUGUUCAAGGAAGCCUACCUGCCGGGUGCACCGUGGGCCUUCAUGAAGAAAGCAAAGCUGCUGAACCUAGCCCUUCAAGGAAAUGACGAAGAGUGCUUAAAGGCAAUGGCAGGUCAGAUGCAGAUGAAGUUUUUACUCGAUCACAGUCUGGUGUACUGGGAGAAUGUGGAGCAUCCGCGUGAGAGAUUGGUCAGAAAAGUUCUCAAGACGUACAACAUGGAGACGAUGGAAGAAUUUCUGAACUAUUUCAAACAGGAGUUUCUAGACAAACUUCUUUAA